AUGGAAAGAGGAAAAAUGUCAUCUACAGGCCGCGGAGGUAAAAGUAAAGCCCCACAGCAUCCCCAGGAUAUUUUCGCGCUCGGUAGCAAAUCAACUGUGGUUGUUUCAAGAGACUCCGAAAAGAGAAAUAUACAUAAGCCUUCUUCAAGUGGUGUGGAACGUAAACGUGAAACAUCAGGUUUUGGCAGCCAGCCACCAAGCAAGAGGUCCAGAAUUGGUUCGCCUGCUGAAACAGUUGGUGGUACUUCACUGGAUGUGGAGCCAAUUGACUUAGUACCAAAUGUUCUUCAAGCACUGGAUACUCAUAACUCUGAUAAGCUAUUGGGCCUUUUAACCGGUUCAAUCCGUUUACUAAAAUCUCAACGUUCAAAACCAGACAUCAUCCUUUGUAUGAGCAUGCUGUAUCUGACAAAGAUUAGACCGAACAUGUUUGCACAUGAGACUGUUACGCAGAGUCUCUGCACUUUGCUGAAGAGAGAGCAGGGAGCAGCGUUUAAAAACAAGGGCAAUCCUCUUGUUUUUGUGCUAGCGUGUAACAUGUUGUACGCUGGUCAUAAAGACAGCACUAAUUGGCCCGACACCUUCAUUAAGGUGUACAUAGAAGAUGCUCUUAAUGAGCGUUGGUGGGUGGAUUGCUCAUGGUGCAAGUGCUUAGUUGAGAACAUUGUUACAGCUUUUGGCACUAAGCAGCCACCAUCACAUUUAAUACCUACUGAUAAUACACUGGGUACAAUGUCACCAUCAGGGUCUGGAUCACCUCUCUUGGGCAGCACUGAUGAAGUUAAUGACAACACUGAACUCGAGUACUCCGUGUUUCCAAGAUACACCAGCAGCUACGAGACUGUGGAAGCACUUGUAUUAGAAGCGAUAAAGGAGCAGAUUCAACGACGGACUGCGCCGGACACCAUUGGAAAAGGCUUUCUAAAGUUACUCUCAGCUACUUGCGGCUUCCCAGAGAUCCGCAUGAUCGCGGCGUCGCGGCUGGAGGCGUGGCUGCACUCGGGCAAGCUGUGGCGCGCGGCGCAGGAGCUGCUGGCGCACGUGUGCGCCAACGCGGCCGCCGCCGGGCCCAGCGCCGCGCGCGACCACGAGGUGCUGGCGCAGCUCGCGCGCAUGCGCCUCAAGACCAAGCCGCUGCAGACCGCCUACCAGGCCUGCCUCAGGGAGAUGGUGUCGGAGAGCCCGGCGCUGCUGCGCAGCGUGGUGACGCACACGAUCUACAACGAGCUGUCGAACGCGCGCUCGCCCAACAACAUGGCCGUGCUGGCCGCGCUCAUACACGCGCAGCCGCAGCUCGUGCCCGCCGCCAUCGCCGAGACCUACCAAGAGCUCCUGUUCCGCGCGGAGGACUAUCUGCGUCCGAUGCGCGCCAUGCUGCGCGAGUGCGUGCGAGCUGCGCGCGCCGAGACGCAGGCGCUGCUGCCGCUGGCCGCCGCGCUCGCCGCGCCCCCGCCGCACGACCCGCCGCCGGAGGUGCGUGAACGCGCGUUCCAGGCGCUGGCGGACCUGUUUUGCUGCUGCUGUCUGGUGACUGCGGCGCUGGGCCGGCAGCAGGCGCCCACCGAGUUGCGCUCGCAGCUGUGCUCGCUGCAGCAGCACGCGCUCGCCUGGCUGCUGGACACCGCCGCAUCCGUCUACCGGCCCGCGCGCCACGACUACCAGCUCGCGCUCAACAAGAUAAUGUUCGUGGAGCCGGCGGAGACGUACAGCAAGCCGGACAACUGGCCUCCGGAAUCUGAACGUGCGCUCACAUAUCGCCUGUGCUGCGAGACGCCAUUGCCGCAGAACACACUUCUGCGACUCAUAUUCAUAGGACUUUCCAAAGACAUUCCAGUAUCGCCGGCGGAGGUUUUCGAGCUGAUAGAACAGUUAGUGCGGCGCGCUUGUGCGCUUCCUGCUGAGGACAUGCCGCUUCAGGUCGACAAGCUCGAGAUCGCGGACUAUAUCUUCCAACUGUGCCAGUUUCACCCGCCUGACAACAUUACACUCCCCGCUGGGUACAGCGCGCCGGCGCUGGCCAUCACGGGGCUGUACUGGCGCGGCUGGCUGCUGCUGGCCAUGCUGGCGGCGCACAACCCGCACGGCUUCGCCGAGCGCGCCGCCGCCACCUACCCCACGCUGCGCGCGCUCAUCGAGAUGUGCAUCACCGGCAAACCGAGCAUCGAGUGGAACAAUAAUUCAGCUGCCGAAGCAGAACGCGCGGAAGCUGAACGUGCGUCCAUUCUGCAGCUGGAGACGCACUUAGCUACCGCCAGCAAUGCUAAAUUGCCUAUUACCGAACACAGCUCGCGGUUGCUGAGCCAGCUGACAGUGCUGGAGCCCUUAGGUCCGGCACGGCGACCACCAAGUGGAGUGGCGGACGCCUUGGUAGCGUUGAGUUCUCAGCUAAAGCUGGGACGGCUCCUGUGCCGGCAGCCUGCCCUGCUCCUGCAGUUAGUUGAGCGUCACGGGACCCGGCGCGCUAUGCCCUGGUUGCAUCAGCUGCUGCGACACGAUCAGCUCGAGCUUAGCGUGCUGCCAGUGCAGUGUCUGUGCGAGUUCCUGUCUGCGGGCGGCGCGGGUGGCGCCGGUGGUGGUGCCGGCAGCUCCGGCGGCGGCGAGGCGGGCAAGGCGAGCGAGCUGUGCGCGCACCUGCGCCGCACGCUGGCCAGCGAGGAGGGCGCGCGCGCCGUGCUGCACUACUACAUGCAGCGCCUCGCGCACGCACACGCGCCCACGCGGGCCGCCGCCAGCAGGGUGGGUCACAGAGUCACUGCGUGCUGCACUACUGCAUGCAGCGCCGCACUCUGGCCAGCGAGGAGGGCGCGCGCGCCGUGCUGCACUACUACAUGCAGCGCCUCGCGCACGCACACGCGCCCACGCGGGCCGCCGCCAGCAGGGUGGGUCACAGAGUCACUGCGUGCUGCACUACUGCAUGCAGCGCCGCACGCUGGCCAGCGAGGAGGGCGCGCGCGCCGUGCUGCACUACUACAUGCAGCGCCUCGCGCACGCACACGCGCCCACGCGGGCCGCCGCCAGCAGGGUGGGUCACAGAGUCACUGCGUGCUGCACUACUGCAUGCAGCGCCGCACGCUGGCCAGCGAGGAGGGCGCGCGCGCCGUGCUGCACUACUACAUGCAGCGCCUCGCGCACGCACACGCGCCCACGCGGGCCGCCGCCAGCAGGGUGGGUCACAGAGUCACUGCGUGCUGCACUACUGCAUGCAGCGCCGCACGCUGGCCAGCGAGGAGGGCGCGCGCGCCGUGCUGCACUACUACAUGCAGCGCCUCGCGCACGCACACGCGCCCACGCGGGCCGCCGCCAGCAGGGUGGGUCACAGAGUCACUGCGUGCUGCACUACUGCAUGCAGCGCCGCACUCUGGCCAGCGAGGAGGGCGCGCGCGCCGUGCUGCACUACUACAUGCAGCGCCUCGCGCACGCACACGCGCCCACGCGGGCCGCCGCCAGCAGGGUGGGUCACAGAGUCACUGCGUGCUGCACUACUGCAUGCAGCGCCGCACGCUGGCCAGCGAGGAGGGCGCGCGCGCCGUGCUGCACUACUACAUGCAGCGCCUCGCGCACGCACACGCGCCCACGCGGGCCGCCGCCAGCAGGGUGGGUCACAGAGUCACUGCGUGCUGCACUACUGCAUGCAGCGCCGCACGCUGGCCAGCGAGGAGGGCGCGCGCGCCGUGCUGCACUACUACAUGCAGCGCCUCGCGCACGCACACGCGCCCACGCGGGCCGCCGCCAGCAGGGUGGGUCACAGAGUCACUGCGUGCUGCACUACUGCAUGCAGCGCCGCACGCUGGCCAGCGAGGAGGGCGCGCGCGCCGUGCUGCACUACUACAUGCAGCGCCUCGCGCACGCACACGCGCCCACGCGGGCCGCCGCCAGCAGGGUGGGUCACAGAGUCACUGCGUGCUGCACUACUGCAUGCAGCGCCGCACUCUGGCCAGCGAGGAGGGCGCGCGCGCCGUGCUGCACUACUACAUGCAGCGCCUCGCGCACGCACACGCGCCCACGCGGGCCGCCGCCAGCAGGGUGGGUCACAGAGUCACUGCGUGCUGCACUACUGCAUGCAGCGCCGCACGCUGGCCAGCGAGGAGGGCGCGCGCGCCGUGCUGCACUACUACAUGCAGCGCCUCGCGCACGCACACGCGCCCACGCGGGCCGCCGCCAGCAGGGUGGGUCACAGAGUCACUGCGUGCUGCACUACUGCAUGCAGCGCCGCACGCUGGCCAGCGAGGAGGGCGCGCGCGCCGUGCUGCACUACUACAUGCAGCGCCUCGCGCACGCACACGCGCCCACGCGGGCCGCCGCCAGCAGGGUGGGUCACAGAGUCACUGCGUGCUGCACUACUGCAUGCAGCGCCGCACUCUGGCCAGCGAGGAGGGCGCGCGCGCCGUGCUGCACUACUACAUGCAGCGCCUCGCGCACGCACACGCGCCCACGCGGGCCGCCGCCAGCAGGGUGGGUCACAGAGUCACUGCGUGCUGCACUACUGCAUGCAGCGCCGCACGCUGGCCAGCGAGGAGGGCGCGCGCGCCGUGCUGCACUACUACAUGCAGCGCCUCGCGCACGCACACGCGCCCACGCGGGCCGCCGCCAGCAGGGUGGGUCACAGAGUCACUGCGUGCUGCACUACUGCAUGCAGCGCCGCACGCUGGCCAGCGAGGAGGGCGCGCGCGCCGUGCUGCACUACUACAUGCAGCGCCUCGCGCACGCACACGCGCCCACGCGGGCCGCCGCCAGCAGGGUGGGUCACAGAGUCACUGCGUGCUGCACUACUGCAUGCAGCGCCGCACGCUGGCCAGCGAGGAGGGCGCGCGCGCCGUGCUGCACUACUACAUGCAGCGCCUCGCGCACGCACACGCGCCCACGCGGGCCGCCGCCAGCAGGGUGGGUCACAGAGUCACUGCGUGCUGCACUACUGCAUGCAGCGCCGCACUCUGGCCAGCGAGGAGGGCGCGCGCGCCGUGCUGCACUACUACAUGCAGCGCCUCGCGCACGCACACGCGCCCACGCGGGCCGCCGCCAGCAGGGUGGGUCACAGAGUCACUGCGUGCUGCACUACUGCAUGCAGCGCCGCACGCUGGCCAGCGAGGAGGGCGCGCGCGCCGUGCUGCACUACUACAUGCAGCGCCUCGCGCACGCACACGCGCCCACGCGGGCCGCCGCCAGCAGGGUGGGUCACAGAGUCACUGCGUGCUGCACUACUGCAUGCAGCGCCGCACGCUGGCCAGCGAGGAGGGCGCGCGCGCCGUGCUGCACUACUACAUGCAGCGCCUCGCGCACGCACACGCGCCCACGCGGGCCGCCGCCAGCAGGGUGGGUCACAGAGUCACUGCGUGCUGCACUACUGCAUGCAGCGCCGCACGCUGGCCAGCGAGGAGGGCGCGCGCGCCGUGCUGCACUACUACAUGCAGCGCCUCGCGCACGCACACGCGCCCACGCGGGCCGCCGCCAGCAGGGUGGGUCACAGAGUCACUGCGUGCUGCACUACUGCAUGCAGCGCCGCACUCUGGCCAGCGAGGAGGGCGCGCGCGCCGUGCUGCACUACUACAUGCAGCGCCUCGCGCACGCACACGCGCCCACGCGGGCCGCCGCCAGCAGGGUGGGUCACAGAGUCACUGCGUGCUGCACUACUGCAUGCAGCGCCGCACGCUGGCCAGCGAGGAGGGCGCGCGCGCCGUGCUGCACUACUACAUGCAGCGCCUCGCGCACGCACACGCGCCCACGCGGGCCGCCGCCAGCAGGGUGGGUCACAGAGUCACUGCGUGCUGCACUACUGCAUGCAGCGCCGCACGCUGGCCAGCGAGGAGGGCGCGCGCGCCGUGCUGCACUACUACAUGCAGCGCCUCGCGCACGCACACGCGCCCACGCGGGCCGCCGCCAGCAGGGUGGGUCACAGAGUCACUGCGUGCUGCACUACUGCAUGCAGCGCCGCACGCUGGCCAGCGAGGAGGGCGCGCGCGCCGUGCUGCACUACUACAUGCAGCGCCUCGCGCACGCACACGCGCCCACGCGGGCCGCCGCCAGCAGGGUGGGUCACAGAGUCACUGCGUGCUGCACUACUGCAUGCAGCGCCGCACGCUGGCCAGCGAGGAGGGCGCGCGCGCCGUGCUGCACUACUACAUGCAGCGCCUCGCGCACGCACACGCGCCCACGCGGGCCGCCGCCAGCAGGGUGGGUCACAGAGUCACUGCGUGCUGCACUACUGCAUGCAGCGCCGCACGCUGGCCAGCGAGGAGGGCGCGCGCGCCGUGCUGCACUACUACAUGCAGCGCCUCGCGCACGCACACGCGCCCACGCGGGCCGCCGCCAGCAGGGUGGGUCACAGAGUCACUGCGUGCUGCACUACUGCAUGCAGCGCCGCACGCUGGCCAGCGAGGAGGGCGCGCGCGCCGUGCUGCACUACUACAUGCAGCGCCUCGCGCACGCACACGCGCCCACGCGGGCCGCCGCCAGCAGGGUGGGUCACAGAGUCACUGCGUGCUGCACUACUGCAUGCAGCGCCGCACGCUGGCCAGCGAGGAGGGCGCGCGCGCCGUGCUGCACUACUACAUGCAGCGCCUCGCGCACGCACACGCGCCCACGCGGGCCGCCGCCAGCAGGGUGGGUCACAGAGUCACUGCGUGCUGCACUACUGCAUGCAGCGCCGCACGCUGGCCAGCGAGGAGGGCGCGCGCGCCGUGCUGCACUACUACAUGCAGCGCCUCGCGCACGCACACGCGCCCACGCGGGCCGCCGCCAGCAGGGUGGGUCACAGAGUCACUGCGUGCUGCACUACUGCAUGCAGCGCCGCACGCUGGCCAGCGAGGAGGGCGCGCGCGCCGUGCUGCACUACUACAUGCAGCGCCUCGCGCACGCACACGCGCCCACGCGGGCCGCCGCCAGCAGGGGUCUUAA
Messenger RNA from Parnassius mnemosyne (clouded apollo), 6891 nucleotides. The record is from the annotation of a GenBank genome assembly. Lineage: Eukaryota; Metazoa; Arthropoda; Insecta; Lepidoptera; Papilionidae.